GCGGACCGAGCCGCGGCCGCAACCGGGCGGCUGGCGCAGGGGCGGCGGGGCGGGCCGCGGGCGGGCAAUCGGGCGGCGGCGGCGAUGCGGCGGCCCCGCUGAGCCCGCCCGCUCCUGGCGCCGGGAGGCGGCCGCGCGAGGCGGCCCUGGCCGGGCGGCAGCAUGCGAGGCGGCGAGGAGCUGGACGGCUUCGAGGGCGAGGCCUCGAGCACCUCCAUGAUCUCGGGCGCCAGCAGCCCCUACCAGCCCACCACCGAGCCGGUGAGCCAGCGCCGCGGGCUGGCCGGCCUGCGCUGCGACCCCGACUACCUGCGCGGCACGCUCGGCCGCCUCAAGGUCGCCCAAGUGAUCCUGGCCCUGAUCGCGUUCAUCUGCAUAGAGACCAUCAUGGAGUGCUCCCCGUGCGAAGGCCUCUACUUUUUUGAGUUUGUCAGCUGCAGUGCGCUCGUAGUGACCGGAGUCUUGCUGAUUCUGUUCAGUCUCAACCUUCACAUGAGGAUCCCCCAGAUCAACUGGAACCUGACCGAUUUGGUCAACACUGGACUCAGCACUUUCUUUUUCUUUAUUGCUUCGAUUGUACUGGCUGCUUUAAACCACAAAACAGGAGCAGAAAUUGCUGCCGUGAUAUUCGGCUUCUCGGCGACCGCGGCGUACGCGGCGAGCACGCUCCUGGCGGUGCGGCAGUGGCGAGCGAGCGUGCGCCAGCAGAGCGCCAGCGACUACGUCCGCGCGCGCACCGAGUCCCGGGACGCCGACGGCCGCGCCGAGAUCCAGCGCCUGGACACGUGAACGGCCGCGGGGCCUCCCCGCCCCGCCCGCCUCCCCUUCCCUCAUCGCGUCAAUUUCCAUGUGAUUCGCUUGAACUGUGUCCUCUUCGGUAAAAGUUCAUUUUGGGAAAGGGUCUCCAGGGUGGCCCGGGGGGCGGGUCCCUGGUGGGCGGGGGAGGCCCGCGUCCCCAGCAUCCGGUGGCCGUGGGAGCAGCUGGCCGAACUGGCUGCCCGGGUCCGCCUUAGGUCCUAACUGUCCCAGAGCCCAGGCUUCUGACUCUGAGCCACCAUGUCAUGUGCGUUUGUGAUGAGACUGGACUUAACGGGGCUGCUAAGAGGGAGAGAAUAGCCAGGAGUGAAGUACGGGGGUCCCCGGGCAGCCCUGGGAGGCAGCUGGCGCCGGCCCGAAGGCCACGUGUGACCCCGAGGGUCUUGGGGAUGCGCCGCUGGAGCGCUGUGCUGGGCACGGACUUCACGGGGCAGGGAAAGCUGCGUCCUGUGGGGACGGCGCCGCGGGACUGCUGACUCAUGGGAGGGCGACCCUUUGCUUCCUGCCCUGCUGAGAAUCACUUGAUUCUUCCCUAAAUGAAUCACAUUCCCGAAUCCCAGAUUCUUCCCCAGGAAUAUGGGGACCAUGUUAUUUUUCAGUGUCCUGCCUCCCCUCAGUACUUCGAGGCUGACUCGCGGAUGCUCUCUAGGUUUACCUUCUCAGGUAAAAGCCAUGAAAGAAACACGUCCAUUUCACCAGCCUGAGCACUUGCCCCUUCGCUGGCUCCGGGACCGCAGUGGGAGGCGUGUGCGUGUUCCCUGUGUUUUAGGGAUGCGUGCCCAUUUCCUCAGUGCCUGAGGACAGUUCUAAAGUGAUUCGCAGUAGACUUGUCAGGAUUUGAAAAUACUUGAAUUUGCACCAGGACACGUCCCUUCCGGAGGCACUAAUUGUCAUUUCGGGUGCCUCAGCGUCAUGACCAUGAACAUCCAUCUUGGAAGUUGUUGGGGAAAAUCCUAGUUACUUAAGGUCUGAUUGAUUGUUGACAAAGUGAACAUUUUUGCUUGUGGUGAAUGAGUUAAACGAGCCCCUUCGAUGCUGUAGUUUUUUUUUUUUUUAACUAGAGAUUAAUUAUAUCUUAUGGAAAAAUUGUUUUGUUAGGUUUUCACUCUUUGAACUGUAAGGUUUACAAACCUCACUCUAGCUCUCAUAUUUGCGGUUAGCCCUCACCAAGGAGAAAACACUGCUGGCGGGAGGAUUUGGCAGUAACGUGGCCCCAGGCUGAGCGAAUGCUUGCGGCUGUGGCAGUGCACUGUGUAGUAAGUGACUCGCAGAGGCAGGGGCCGCGUCCGCUUGCACACGUGUGGCAUUGCAUCCUCCAGAACAGAGCAGCCUGUGAUUUCGGUGGCGGCCAGAUCUCACUGCCAGGCGGGGGUUCUACAGGAAAUGGUGCUGUGCUGUCUCUGAAGGGCCGGGGUUCCAGGUUAGCACCCUAAACUGAGCAUCCAGCACAAUCUGGGUUCUGCCACAGUUCCCGCCCAUGGCAGUGGCCCAGGUUGCGUGGUCAAGCACCAUGUCCGUGUUGCGGCGCCUCCCUUCUUCUCCCACAGCGAGGGCGGCUCGGCGUGGUCACUGCUGGGCGCGCCGCCAGCGGGUCUGACAGAGCCCUCUUCCCACGUAUGUCGUGAGUCAGUGUCAGUCAUGCUUCACAAACUUUGAACCAAUUCUAUGGAGUGAUUUUGGGGGAGAUUAGGACAUCUGGACUUUAUCUGUUCAUUUAUAUAUUUAUUUUGCAUUUGUUGAGUGUGUGUGCAUAGUCAAAAUUGGGCUUAUCUCCCUCUGAGAGUUUCAUUUAAAAUAAGGCCACAAAGACUCAGCCUUGCAUUAAAUGGGGCCCACGUGGCAGGACCACCCUGUGCUUUAGCAGAAAUCUGCUGGGAAUCAUGUUACUUGGCCUCAAUAAAAGGCCACCUUUGAAGUGAGACUGAAAACAAGAAUCCCAUUCAGGCAGGAUCGUUGCCCGGGUUUUCCCAAGUCGCUUCAGUAAGCCCAGUUCAUCAUCUGGUGCAAAGGAGGCAGGUGACUGGCCUCCCAGGGAUGUGUUUUCAGCUGCAAGGAACAGUUCUGAAGGCCACUGAAAUGGUAAAUGCUGAAAGAUGCUAAAAAGCGAUGACAUCUUAGGCCACAGAGUGACUUAGGAGUUCAUUUAGAUCUGGGUGAUAGACUCUUCGGAAUUAUUUAUGUCCUUGUAACUAUCUAACAUCUUUUGUGCCAUGAGGCUCCCCCCUGGCUUUUGUAAAUGUGUCUCCUUGUCUUUAACCAGCUCCCAUUAGAACCCCAGGUGUCCACAGACACUUUGUGAUGGUGUGACGCACAGUCGCACAUCUCGCCACUACAGUGGGGUGAGGAAAGUUCUCAAGGGAGCAGCUCUGUCUGUGGUGGAUGGAAACACACCUGGAUCUUUGUCAUGUCGCUCUGUGCACAAACAGAAGACAGUCUACAUUGACAUGCCUUAAAUGACCUCUUUGCAAAUUGGAGGAAGCAUCUUUGCAUUUAAUAGUUCCAAUGUCGGUUUGGUUUGGGGCAUUUGAAGGCUGAAGCCACCUUAGUUUUUCUGUUUUCUGGUGGGAUGAUACUGAUUCUCAUAGUUUGAGCAAACUGGAGGGGAACUGGAGCUGCUGUGCACGUUUGGAUUUGUGCCUGGAAACGGUGCCGUUGAAACCCGCAAGCAUUUGGUGGGACCGCCGGUGGUUUUUGAUGGAUGCAAACGCUGACAUCCUCAGAGAAAGUUUAUUUUGGCACUGAUUUGGUAUGUGUUUUUUCUUUCUGAUUCUCCUUGAUCCUCGCUUCGCACUGCUGAAGGCAUGGAGGGAAAUAGCGUUUCCCUGUCACACAGAGAUUACAAUCAUGAAAGCCUAAAGACACUUGUUGGCCCCUUAUAAAGCCAGAAAAGGGCACACUUGGUUACAGAUUAAAAUCUCAUCAGAACAGUUUGAUUUAAAGUGAACAGCCAUCCGAGGGAGAUGACUUCUGUCUACAGAAAAAGCAGGAGUGUGGCAGCCUGCACUGCCCCAAUACGCACAUCGUCCUUGACUUGAGCUGAGGAGCCCACGUGGGCAGAGCCUGGUCCGUGGCUGAGCGCUCAGCCCUGGGAAGCUGAUGGCACACUGGUCUUUUGAACCCUAUUCCUGUCCCCCGGCAGGAAGGCACAGAGUGUGUCUGACCUCCACCCUGGGUGCUUCCAGGAAGAGCUUCGUGCCUCGGUGGAAAACAUUCCUACUCUCUUCCAGUUUGCAGUUCCGUCUGCCUUUCUUUGAAGCUUUCCUAGUGAGUCAGGCCUGGGUCAGGCCACAGGCGGUCUCUGAGGAGACCGAGCACUAGCUCUUGUGUCUGCACGCGUAUGUGAAUUCCUGCUUGCAGUGAAAGAGCCUUGAAUAACCUCGUGUGUGUCGUGUCCUGUGUGUGACCUAAGCUCGCCUUUUCUCAUAGAUUCUCGUGUGCUGUUUGGAAGAUACCCCACACCCAUCCAUGUGCUCUGAGAGGUGGACCAAGGUCUGAGCUCUGUCUCUGCAAGAUUUUCUGCGGGUUGGCCUUAGAACCUGGCCCAGCAGAUGAGUAGAGCAUGGAGUGUGUAGUGAUGCUGGAAGGCAGUGAUGAUUUAAGUAGUUCCUGUUGUGCCAUCUGCAUUCAAAACAAAGCAGUCAUGAAGUCAGUGUGCCACUGCCCGAUUGUCAUCCUUUCCAGGUCUUGUUUACAGAGAAGUGAUGACGUUAAACAAGGUAGCAAAAGGUCGAAAACACUUUCUAGGCCAAGGGCUGCUGGGUGAGUCUCUUGAGCGGAAUAAAAAGUUGCUUUCUGCUCCAGGGGCUGCCAUUUGCUUUUGAAGUCUCCAGGCACCUUUUUAGUUGCUAAAUCCAGGGUUUCUCUCUUGCCUACGUCUGUCUUAUUUUAUUAGCACCCAUGUCCAGGACCAGCAGGGCGAUGGUGUGGUGGGCUGGUGGGUCCAUGCAGGGGCAGUCUGGGAGGUGGGAGGAGGAGGCAGCCAUCUGGCACACCCAGCCUCUGUCUGCCGUCGCCCUAUUGAUGACACUAGACAUGUUUAUAAAUUCAGGCUGUCUUAGAAAAGUGUACUACCUGGUUAGCUACCUUCCUGUCCACUUGUCUUUGGAAAAGUGAGCUCCUGUGUUCCAGAAUUAGCUUGCGGGCAAGAGCAGAAUGCCGGGACCAGUCUGCUGUGGUGCUGUGGGUGAGCUUUUGGCAUCUAGUUUGGGAACUCGUGGGAAUUCUAUCUUGGACAGGACACAGACCUACCACUGCCACCCUUUAGCUUUGCCAUCUUUCUUGACUCUUGAUAAAAUCUUGUUUCUUUACUUCUCAGCAGAUAUCAUUAAAAUCGUAAGAUUUUAUGAAUAAAAUCACUCUGGUUGAGAAAGUAAUUUGAAAUAUUUGACCAUUUAUGUUUCUUUUAUUUAGAAGCUGUCUCUGAAAGAAAAUGCCUUCAAUAUCUAUCAGAUCUAGAAGAAUUUUCUUUUGAAAGUGAAUGUUCUGUUUAACUUUUCUUCAUGUAUACUCUUUGGCUUGAAACAGAGGAAUGGGUCCUAUUAUAUUUUCCCUUCUUUUGUCUGGAAUAUAUUCUUUUCCCAUUUGGAUACAAUUUCUCAACCUUUGGGAUUUUGUUUUCCCGUCCAGUUUUUCCUAUGCCAUAAACAUAACAGUAAAUUAGACAAAAAUUACCCACAAGCCCACUGAGUUUGAAUCGCUGGCAACUUGCCUAGAAUAGAGUUUAGAUGAUGAGUCCUUGAAUAGUGUAUCUAUUUCAUAGGGUUACUUUGUUGUCUGUAUUGUUUAUGCUGAGACUUUAAUUCAGGGGGCUUGCUGUCUAGACUCUGGGGUAGCAUGUUUUCUUUGGGAUGCACAAUACACAAUGGCCAGAGAGCCUUUGCUUAAAGGGUUAAUACCGCUUGGACUCCAUGAGCUAUCUGAACCUUUAUGGUUCUAAUUUAGGAGUGAGAUACCUUAAUCAGCUUUAUCCAUGAGAUUUAGGGUGAGCCCCAGAGUUUUUUUUCAGAAUCGUGCCUGAAAGGAGAGAUGGUGUGAACCAGGAUUCUGGUAAUGGUUUGUCUGGGAGCCAGUAACAGUCUGAAACUCUCCAGUCUGAGUCAUCUUUGGAUGACAAUGCUGAUAGUCAGUACCCUAUUUUUAUCAGGAAAGUCACCUGAAGGAAUGGUCAGGAAAUGAGGACAGUGGAGGGAGACCUGGUGCCCAGGGCAGGGCAGGCCUGACUGAUGGCUGCUUCCCUCCACGGGCCCUGCUUUGCUUGCCUGCUUUUUCCAGAAUCAAUUUUGCAAGUUCCAGACUCUGUUGCCCUCUCUGCAGCAGUGAGGAAGGCAAAUAUUCAGGGCUGGAAGGGAGAACCAGCGGGCUCAGGGCUCUCGGAAGGCAAGAGCAGGAUGCCUGGGGACAGGCCCAGCCUGGAGGGGCCACCUUCUCCCAACUCUCCGUAACCCACUUAAAAAUGAGUUUUCGAAUCUUGCCUCAUGAUGAAAUUAACCUCUUUGGAUAAAAUCAAUGCUUUUCAAAACUUGAUUUUGUUUGGCAUGGUUCCAAGAGAAUGCUAGGGAUUGAAACUAUUUGUAUAUGUUGAAAUUUGUAGGGGUUCAGGAACCCAUGGCAGAAAUACUAAACUAUUUAUUUACAGGUAUGAGGGUAUUUUUUUUUUUCAAAGUAGGCAAUUCUGUCUUUGUAUAUUUUAAAACAAAAUAAUAAUCACUUCACCUUUGGUGCCUUCCAUGUGUCGCAUAAGCACUCUUGUCAAUCAUGGAAUUGGAAAAAAAAAAAAAGAUGUACAUUUAGUUAAACCAAAUAACACUAUUUUUGUAGCAUGAUUUUAGAUUAUGUCCUUUUAAUAUUGUUUUCAACAAUGCUGGUUAUGAGGUUUUGGCCGUUUUCUCUUUAAUCUUACUAUGUAUUUUAAAAAAGAAAAAAAAAACCCUUGGCUAUUCUUUCUUCUCUGCUGCUUUCUCCCCACCAUCUUGUUUCUGCUUAUUUAAAUGGUCUGAGACUAAAUUUCUGUGAAAUAAUUCUGAGUCAGUAUAAUUGCAUUUGGCAUUUUUAACCACUUGCUCAGCUGGGAGGGCACCGCUCACCUCCGACAGUAAGAGGAAAGUGGUUCCAUGUUUAACACACCGACUGCCGUGUGAGUUGCAUCUAACUCGAGCUAGUUUUGAGCCUGGGGCCUCGCGAAGCAAAACCCUGCAGUUAGUUCAUAAAAGUCUUACUUGUUCUUAUUGU
Molecule: messenger RNA, 7044 nt
Organism: Lemur catta (Ring-tailed lemur)
Lineage: Eukaryota; Metazoa; Chordata; Mammalia; Primates; Lemuridae
Gene: CMTM4
Product: CKLF like MARVEL transmembrane domain containing 4
Exons: 4
Coding region: 163-789 (208 amino acids)
Cellular component (GO): membrane
Source: RefSeq, a predicted model, not a curated record